Molecule: messenger RNA, 1850 nt
Organism: Candoia aspera
Lineage: Eukaryota; Metazoa; Chordata; Lepidosauria; Squamata; Candoiidae
Gene: PLA2G7
Product: phospholipase A2 group VII
Exons: 11
Coding region: 232-1299 (355 amino acids)
Molecular function (GO): 1-alkyl-2-acetylglycerophosphocholine esterase activity
Source: RefSeq, a predicted model, not a curated record
ACGGAGGGAACAGGAAUGCGGAGGCCGCCCACAUCCUCAGCGCGUGGAGCUGCGGGUCGAGGCCGGGUCGCCGUUCUUAAAGGAGCGCACCCCGCCGGGAUUCUUCUUGCGCCGCAGGCAGCGCGCGACUGGGACGCGGAGGCUCAGAGAGAAGACGCAGGAGCGGAUCUGGGAAGGGCGUCAGUUGGUUGCAGUCUCUGAAAGGGAAGGGAAUUCUAUUGUCUGUUAAGGAUGUACAGAAAGAGAUCUGCCAGUAAAAUUACAUGGCAAUUUCACAAUGGUGACCAAGAUUUGUCUGUGGAAAGUUCAAAGCAAAUGGGCAGCAACUCUGAAGGAAUUCCUGAAGGGAAAGGCCCGUAUUCUGUUGGAUGUACAGACCUCAUGACUGGUUAUAAUGUUCAGGGGAUUUUUUUCCGUCUGUAUUAUCCUUCCCAAAAUGGUAUGAAUAAUGAAGAUACAACAUGGAUUCCCAGAAAAGAAUAUUAUUAUGGACUGUCUGAUUUUCUUAGCAUAUAUCGGAUAUUAGGGGAGUUCAUUUUUGCACGCUACAUUGGCUCAGUUACUUGUCCUGCAAAGUGGAAUGCUGAAUUCAAGCCUGGAGAAAAGUAUCCCCUAAUUAUUUUUUCCCAUGGACUUGGAGCAUUUAGAACGCUGUAUUCUGCAAUUUGCAUUGAAAUGGCAUCUCAGGGGUUUGUUGUUGCUGCUGUGGAGCAUAGAGACCAGUCCUCUUCAGCUACAUAUUACUGUAAAGAAAACUCUACCUUAGGAGACAAAGGAAAACCCUCAGAAUUGCAUAAGGAGUGGAUUUACUACAGGAAAUUAAAAGCAAAUGAAGAUGAAGUUUCACUGAGGCGGAAACAGGUAGAGCAAAGGGCAGAUGAAUGCAUUAGAGCACUUGACCUUUUGCUCGAAAUUAAUUCUGGAAGUCCAGCUAUGAAUGUUCUGCCUUUAAAUUUCAAUUGGAGUCUUUUAAAGGAUUCUAUUGAUUUACAGAAGAUAGCAGCAAUGGGGCAUUCUUUUGGUGCUGCCACCGUCAUAGAAACUCUUAGCAAAGAUGCACGAUUCAAAUGCGGUAUUCUUCUUGAUGCAUGGAUGUUUCCCCUAUCUGAUGAAGUAUAUCCCAGAGUUCACCAGCCAUUGUUGUUUAUUAAUUCAGAAAAAUUCCAGUGGGCUUUGAAUAUCCUAGAAAUGAAGAAACUUAACUGCAAAGGCAGAGAAAGAAAAAUGAUAACUAUCAAGUCCCUCAUAGGAGACUCCUGUACAAAGUUAUUAUCCAAAGGCAUCCUUUCUGAAUGUUAAGUCUGAGGGGAUGAAAUUUUCCUCAUGCGCUGCUCUGAAGGUGGACAUUCCUCUCUCUCUCUCUGUCCAUCUACGGUAUCAUUGACGGAGAUCAGCAAGUAGCCUAGCAGAUUACAGAUAUUGUUUAGGAUAGCUUUCAAAUAUUCUAGCCUUGCCAUGUAUGUAAUUGAAUGACUCUAAAUAACCUAAUUUAGAUUAAAUAAUCAGACAUGAAUACUAAUUGUUCAACAUGGACUGCGCUUUACCUCCAGGUUGCAAUUGUGGUUGUGUUCCUUUGAUCUCCAAAGGAAAUAUUAUUCCAUGUGUCUUUAUCCUAAUGAUAAUAAACAAUUCUAACCUAUGUUCUUAUUGCCCCUUAAGAAAAAUAGAAAGGAACAAAAGACCCAGAACAUUACCCACCCACACCCCAAAAAAACCCUUGUAGAAACACGUCGAGAUAAAAUAUAAAGAACAAAACAAAAACCUUCAGAACCGAAAAUGUUUAAUUAGGGUCUGUGUGUUUCAGCCGUGUUUGUAAACAUUCCCUCUGGUAGGCAGAGUUGGUUACUUGC